Molecule: messenger RNA, 1862 nt
Organism: Cuscuta europaea
Lineage: Eukaryota; Viridiplantae; Streptophyta; Magnoliopsida; Solanales; Convolvulaceae
Source: the annotation of a GenBank genome assembly
UAACAAACACAUUUGGGCUUUGAAACACCUCGUUCUAGCCCCAGCCCCAGCCUCAGCCCAUCAUGUAUGGCCUACUGGAUUUAUUUAUAACCUGCUUUCAUGUAAGGUUUUGGGUUUGUUAGGGUUGAAGCUCUUAUCUAGCAGCUCGCCAGGAAGAGGUGGCCGACUAGCAAAAGGUCUCAUCUUCUUUCUAUUUCACGAGUCUUGGUUUAUAGGUUAAAUUAUUUUGGCUUCGAUUUGCUCAACCCCGAUUUGAUUGUAGUGUAAUGGCUUGAAAUUAGCCAAAUUUUUCGUUGAUUUAAUUCUCCUUUGAUUAUUGUUCGAUUGCAGAGUUGUAAGCAAGAGCGGGAAGAUGUCUCACAGGAAGUUUGAGCACCCUAGACAUGGUUCCCUUGGAUUUCUUCCUAGGAAACGCGCUUCUCGACACAGGGGAAAGGUGAAGGCAUUUCCUAAGGACGACCCUUCCAAACCAUGCAGACUGACUGCAUUCUUGGGUUACAAGGCGGGCAUGACACACAUUGUGAGAGAAGUUGAGAAACCAGGAUCAAAAUUACACAAAAAAGAAACCUGCGAGCCUGUUACAAUAGUCGAAACUCCGCCUAUGAUCAUUGUGGGACUAGUGGGCUAUACAAAAACGCCUCGUGGUCUUCGAUGCCUAAACACUGUUUGGGCUCAACAUCUGAGUGAGGAGCUAAGAAGGAGGUUCUACAAAAACUGGUGCAAGUCCAAGAAAAAGGCGUUCAUGAACCACUCACGGAAAUACGAAACAGAGGAGGGAAAGAAGGAUAUCCAGGCGCAGCUGGAGAAGUUAAAAAAAUACUGCUCUGUCAUUCGUGUUUUAGCUCAUACCCAGAUAAGAAAGAUGAAGGGGCUGAAGCAGAAGAAGGCUCACGUUAUGGAAAUCCAGGUGAAUGGAGGGACCAUUGCACAAAAAGUGGACUAUGCUUAUAGUUUCUUUGAAAAGCAGGUUCCUGUGGAUGCAGUUUUCCAAAAGGAUGAAAUGAUUGAUAUAAUUGGUGUCACCAAGGGUAAAGGUUUUGAAGGUGUUGUUACCCGUUGGGGUGUCACACGCCUCCCCCGUAAGACCCACAGAGGACUUCGUAAGGUUGCAUGUAUUGGAGCAUGGCACCCUGCCAGGGUUUCCUUCACUGUUGCUCGUGCAGGGCAGAAUGGGUACCAUCACCGUACAGAGUUGAACAAGAAGGUGUAUAAGCUUGGCAAAGCUGGACAAGAGUCCCAUACUGCGUCAACUGACUAUGACAGGACUGAGAAGGAUAUCACUCCCAUGGGCGGCUUCCCCCAUUAUGGUGUUGUGAAGGAGGACUACCUGAUGAUCAAGGGUGGUGUCGUUGGUCCUAAGAAGAGGGUUGUCACUCUUCGCCAGUCAUUGCUCAGACAGACCACCCGCAGUGCUAAUGAACAGAUUAACCUCAAGUUUAUUGACACCUCCUCAAACACCGGGCAUGGCCGUUUCCAAACCACUGAUGAGAAGCAAAAGUUUUAUCGUCGAGUCAAGGCAUAGGCUGCACAUUAUUAUUAACUUUCCCCUUCCAAGACAUCAAGUUUUUGUUUUGUUUUUCUUGCUGUGGGCUAUUUGUUUGGUCGUUGAAGAAAUACAUUUUUGUUUUUCAAGUCCCAAAGUAGGAGUGACUCUUGAAAUUUGGAAGUCUAUUCCAUCCGUUGCAUCUAUACAUGAAUCUGUUGAGACAUUUUUACUCUGGUAUCUGAACAAAAAUUGGUUUUAUUCGAUUCUAGAUGGAAAGGAGUUUUCCAACUUUCUGAACCUAUGAUAGCUUCAUACAUUUUUACGUUACUCUAUUGCCGUGUUGCUUUAAUUUAUUUAUAGUUCAUGUUAGCGUUGA